Molecule: messenger RNA, 1889 nt
Organism: Stereum hirsutum FP-91666 SS1
Lineage: Eukaryota; Fungi; Basidiomycota; Agaricomycetes; Russulales; Stereaceae
Product: AGC/NDR protein kinase
Exons: 7
Coding region: 42-1703 (553 amino acids)
Biological process (GO): peptidyl-serine phosphorylation; intracellular signal transduction
Cellular component (GO): spindle pole body
Molecular function (GO): ATP binding; protein serine/threonine kinase activity
Source: RefSeq, a predicted model, not a curated record
GGUUACUUCAGCUUCUGUUACAAAGGACAGUUCUCUUUAUCAUGGCCGGUUCUCGGCCCACUUCACCAUCGAAACAUGCCUUCUCCGGACUUCCGCCCCAAGAUCCAUAUCGCGACAUUCAUAUGGACACUGCGAAGGGGUUCCCAGCAGGACUGCCAGACAUCAGAAUGAAUACUGCAAAGGGAGUUACCUUGACCAAUGACAUCCGUAUGGAGACUGCGAGAGGCAAUAACACCAUCAAAGGCGGCCAAUUUCAGCUCUGGGAGAAAGAGUUGCUCGAAAGCUCGGAAGUCAGGCGUAAGGCUACCGUUGCCCAAUUAUAUUUCUUGGACUACUAUUUCCAGCUUCUGGGCUAUAUCGGCUCUCGUAAAGAGCGGCGGGCUCAUUUCAACGAGGAUACCUCUUCUCGCAACCUCUCCUCGGCGGAAUAUGCCAAGGAGUUCAAGUCGUACUGUGGGCGCGAGCGAGUUCUUCUGCGGCGGCGACGAACGAAGUUGAAGGUUGAUCAGUUCCAUAUCAUUGCACAAGUCGGGCAGGGCGGGUAUGGUGAAGUGUAUCUGGCGCGCAAGCAAGAGACCGGAGAGGUUUGUGCGCUGAAAAAGAUGCGAAAGAAGACUCUGUUCAAGAUGGACGAGAUCCGCCACGUCUUGGUCGAACGUGACAUAUUGACCGCAACGAAAACCCCAUGGCUCGUCCGUCUGUUAUACGCAUUUCAAGAUCCCCAGCAUGUCUAUUUAGCUAUGGAAUAUGUCCCGGGGGGUGACUUCAGGACGCUCUUAAACAACUCUGGUGUCUUGAAAGAGGAACAUGCCAAGUUUUAUAUCUGCGAGAUGUUUGCUGCGGUGAACGAGCUUCACAAGCUCGGAUACCUCCAUCGGGACCUGAAGCCAGAGAACUUUCUCGUCGACUCCUCAGGUCACGUUAAACUUACAGACUUUGGCCUUGCUACUGGCGCUUUGAAUCCAAAACGUAUUGAGUCACUGAAAGUCAAGUUGGACAGAGUGAAGGAUAACGAAGUCGUCCAUCGGUCCACCAUCGAGCGUCGUUCCAUAUACCGUUCCAUACGCAACGAAGACCCACGCUAUGCCGAUUCUAUCGUCGGUUCUCCCGAUUACAUGGCUCCUGAAGUCCUCCGUGGCAAACCCUACACCUAUGCUGUCGACUACUGGUCCCUCGGCUGCAUCCUGUUCGAAUUCCUGGCUGGUUUCCCUCCUUUCAGCGGUAGCACCCCCGAAGAAACCUGGACGAAUCUCAAAAACUGGACCAAGGUGCUUCGCAGGCCGGAGUAUGACAAGCCCGAAGACCUCAUCUUCAACCUCACCGAUGUCGCCUGGGACGCCGUCACAAGGCUGAUAGCGCAUACGAGUAUCCGCUACGCAAAUCUCAACCAGCUCUCGGGGCACCCCUUCUUCAAGAAUGUCGAAUUCAAUGAUCUGCGCUCUAUCCCUGCCCCCUUCGUCCCCGCUCUCGACUCCGAGAUCGACACAGGCUACUACGACGACUUUACAUCCGUCGAAGACAUGGCCAAGUAUGCCGAAGUUCGGGAAAAGCAGCGGAACGUCGAGGCCGUCAGGGAGAAAGACGAGGGCUUUAGCAGAGGUGUAUGGGUUGGGUUCACGUUCGGGAAGAAUGGCCCUGGACUCAAAGCUCUGAACGCCAUGGGAGAGAUCCCGGAGGAUGGGCAUAUGACCACGAUCUUCUAACGAAGUCUGACCAUUCGUCCAUAAUAAUGACACGCAAACGACCCUCCAACCCUUUGGGCAGAAUGGUAUCCUACCCUAUAUAAUAAUGAACCAUACCCACCCCGGACUUUGUCACUCAUCUCAGAUUGUUGUCGCAUCUUGUAACUCGUAUUAGAAUCACGCAUCGCAUCUUGUUCUCGCUUAUCA